ACAACAAAUUCCACUUCAUUCCCAAUUUUUAUCUCGACUAGAGAACAUUUCCGAAAACUUUGUGUGUCCAUUGUAAACUAAAAAAGAAAACACAAUUCAUCAGCCAUUGUUGUUAUUGUGAAGUGAAACAUUUAUAUAUCAAAACUUUAGAUAUUUUUUUUUAUUAUUGACACAUUUUGAACCAUAACGACCGUAUCGAAAAUGCGUAAAAAUCGAAAUUCAGAUGGAGUGACCAGCAGUCACAACGAUUCCGAAGAAGAGGAACAAGAACAAUCAGUUGACGAUUCAGAAGAAGAUUGGAAACCAGAAAAGAAAGGACCAGGUGGUAAAGGUAAACGUAGAUCGGUUGGAGCAUCACCGAAAGGACGUGCAAAAAAAUCGAAAAAAGAAGAAUCCGAAGAAGAGUCGGAAGAAGAAGAAGAAGAUGACGAAGAUGAUGAUUUUGAAUCCGAAGAAUCGGAUGACGAUGGAAAGGGGAAAAAAUCGGGCAGUGCCAAAAAGUCAAGAAUGUCGGUGGGAAAAAACCAACCCGACAAAGAUGGCAACAUGGAAUUGUAUUUGUUUAAAAAUGAUCUAACAAAAGAUUUCCGAACCGAUGAAAAGCUAUGCAUGUGGCGACGCGAUGGUGCCAGUUUACUGCAGAAGUAUAUGGUUGUCACCGAUGAAUCGCAAGCCAGUGAAAUCAUCUUCAAGGCAUCGUCGGUAUAUUCAUGUUGGGAGGAAAAACGUAAAAACGAUUUCUUUCAAAUUAAAGUUCAACUUGUUGGUGACAAAAAGGAGGGAAAAGUUAAAGUUGUCGAUAUUCCUGAAUUUGAAAAGUACGCCGUUGAAGAUCGGCCAAAGGUUGACAUAACACCAAGAGGAGCUGAAGGUGGUGAAAAUUAUGAAGUUGGAUCUGAGGAUGAGUUCGACAAUGAGAACGAUAAUGACAAUGACAAUGAAGACGACGAGGAUUGAAAGCAACAAUGGAAACAUCAGAUGGGAAUAAUAAUUCAUGUGGAUCAUAAAUCAUUUAAACAUUUGACAUAAAUGAAAAUAAGUUUUAAAUUUCAAUAAAACAAAAACACAUCAUGCACUCUAAAGUAUAAAUAAAAA
Messenger RNA from Contarinia nasturtii (swede midge), 1095 nucleotides. RefSeq lists its product as uncharacterized. NCBI's taxonomy places the organism in Eukaryota, Metazoa, Arthropoda, Insecta, Diptera, Cecidomyiidae. The record is from RefSeq and is a predicted model, not a curated record. Bases 202 to 957 code for a protein of 251 amino acids. The transcript is spliced from 7 exons.